Harpia harpyja (harpy eagle) is the source of this 1687-nucleotide messenger RNA. It is a transcript of the gene HM13, whose product is annotated as histocompatibility minor 13. The coding region runs from base 58 to 1257 and encodes 399 amino acids. Gene Ontology annotation, molecular function: aspartic endopeptidase activity, intramembrane cleaving. Gene Ontology annotation, cellular component: lumenal side of endoplasmic reticulum membrane; cytoplasmic side of endoplasmic reticulum membrane; membrane. Lineage: Eukaryota; Metazoa; Chordata; Aves; Accipitriformes; Accipitridae. Gene Ontology annotation, biological process: membrane protein proteolysis. The transcript is spliced from 13 exons. The record is from RefSeq and is a predicted model, not a curated record.
CUUCCGGUCGGUAAAGAGGACGUGUCCCUGGCGCGCACGGGCCGGAAGCGGACCGCCAUGGAGGAGGCCGCGGCGCACAACGGCAGCGCCGCCGGGGCCGGGGCCGGGACGGGGGUCGGGGCCGGAUCCCCCGCGGCCGCCCGGCCGCCCGCUACCCCCGAGGGUAUGGCGUUGGCUUACGGCAGCCUCGUCCUCAUGGCGCUGCUGCCCAUCUUCUUCGGGGCGCUGCGCUCCGUCAGCUGCGCCAAGAGCAAGAACUCCUCGGAGAUGCCAGAGACCAUUACCAGCCGAGACGCUGCUCGUUUUCCCAUUGUUGCCAGUUGCACCCUUCUGGGGCUCUACCUCUUCUUUAAAAUAUUCUCUCAAGAGUACAUCAAUCUUCUGCUUUCCAUGUAUUUCUUCGUGCUGGGGAUCCUCGCCCUGUCCCACACCAUCAGCCCCAUGAUGAACAGAUUCUUCCCUGCAAAUUUCCCCAACAAACAGUACCAGCUCCUUUUCACCCAAGGCUCCGGGGAAAGCAAGGAGGAAAUAGUGAAUUACGAGUUUGACACCAAGGAUCUUGUGUGCCUGGCCCUGAGCAGUGUUGUGGGGGUCUGGUACCUGCUGAGAAAGCACUGGAUUGCCAACAAUCUCUUUGGGCUGGCUUUCUCUCUCAACGGGGUGGAGCUGCUGCACUUGAACAACGUCAGCACUGGCUGCAUCUUGCUUGGGGGCCUCUUCAUCUACGACGUCUUCUGGGUGUUUGGCACCAAUGUGAUGGUGACAGUUGCCAAAUCGUUUGAGGCCCCGAUAAAACUGGUUUUCCCUCAGGACCUGCUGGAGAAGGGGCUAGAGGCUGACAACUUUGCCAUGCUGGGUCUGGGAGACAUUGUCAUUCCAGGGAUCUUCAUUGCCUUGCUGCUGCGGUUUGACAUCAGCUUGAAGAAGAACACGCACACGUAUUUCUACACCAGCUUUGUGGCCUACAUCUUUGGGCUGGGCCUGACCAUAUUCAUCAUGCACAUCUUCAAGCACGCCCAGCCUGCUCUUCUGUACCUGGUCCCCGCAUGCAUCGGAUUCCCACUUCUUGUGGCCUUGGCAAAGGGAGAAGUAACUGAAAUGUUCAGCUAUGAAUCCUCUGCUGAAAUCUUGCCACACACACCAAGACUUACCCACUUCCCCACCGUGUCCGGCUCGCCGGCCAGCCUUGCUGAUUCCAUGCAGCAGAAACUGUCCUGUCCCCGCCGACGCCGGCAGCAAAGCCCUAGUGCCAUGUAGCAAUCGCACGCGGUGCCCUUUCUGUCUGUCGCUCUGGCCAGCUACGAGGAGAGCUCUACCCCCAAGGAGGUGCCGGGGGCAUCCAAAGAAGAGACGACAGAAGCCUCCAAGAAGGAGAAGUGACUUUGCCCAUGGGCCAUGCCCGGCACCGCCGGGCUGGGGCCCUUCCAGACCCUCCGCAAGUGACAGAUGACGAAACAAUUGUGCAAGAGCAUCGUGUUGUGUGUGUCGGAGCAGCCACCCAGGUGGGGUAUCGAUGUAUGCCGCAUAGCCACCCCCCUGCCGGCCCCCCAGGGCCGCACCGCCGCCCCCCCUGCCUGUUUAUCUCUUAUGGGGGUACAAGGCGGGUGGGGGGCGCAAACCACAGGCCGGUUUUUAAAUUUUGUAUUGUGCAUUUGCUUUCUCUCAUAUUAAACCAUGUCGAAGGAAA